Messenger RNA from Drepanopeziza brunnea f. sp. 'multigermtubi' MB_m1, 843 nucleotides. RefSeq lists its product as uncharacterized. NCBI's taxonomy places the organism in Eukaryota, Fungi, Ascomycota, Leotiomycetes, Helotiales, Drepanopezizaceae. The record is from RefSeq and is a predicted model, not a curated record.
AUGGAGAUGUCGCUCUCUCCUCUGCUGAUCACACGCUCGGGCAUCACGACUACGUACCUCCCGCUCAGCACCGCCUACCCUUCUCAAGCAAGCUGCUCAUCUCUCUUCAUCAACUCGGCCGACCAGCUCUUCGCCUUCGAUCCCAGCUACGGAGCCCAGAAUUCCGGUCCAGCAUGUUUACCACCCGAAGCGACCAGAUGGUGGGAGCAAGACACCGACCCAGGCUUGACGACGAGCACAGCGAUAGGUGGGUACAAGAUGGUGUGUCCACAAGCCUACAAGACCGUAGCCAUGAGCGUGCUGGAUGAGAGUAGCACGAGGGUCGGAUGUUGUCCUUCUGCAUACAACUUCAUAGACUGGAGCGAAGCACCAAGUCCCUUCCAGUGCAAUUCUCCGCUCUCAACUCAGGUGGUCACGUACAUGCAAACAGAUGCAUCCGGCACGUGGACGACGACCAGCUCUUCGGUAUCGGCUGAGACUUCCGUGUGGGGGAUCCAGGUGAACGGGAUCUUAUUCGCCAGGCCUACGCCUACCGCUACCUCUUCCGUCACUUUGAGUACCUCAUUAUCUAGUACGGAUAUUGCCCAGUCAAGCAGUGGAGGAUCUGGAUUGGAGAAAGGUGCCAAGAUCGGCAUUGGUAUUGGAGCUGCAACGGCGUUCUUGUUGCUCGGGGCGCUUUUCGUUGUGGGAAUGGUGUUCUGGAGGAAGAGGAAGGGAAAGACGGAGAAGUCAGGCGGCCAGAAUGUUGUUGGGGCCGAAGGUCGUGGGAAGGAGAAGAAGGCGGAUCAUUGCGUGAAGGUAGAGACAACAGCGGAUUCGACACGGCACGUCGGGAUGGGAUAG